Molecule: messenger RNA, 3072 nt
Organism: Rhea pennata
Lineage: Eukaryota; Metazoa; Chordata; Aves; Rheiformes; Rheidae
Gene: JAZF1
Product: JAZF zinc finger 1
Exons: 5
Coding region: 121-852 (243 amino acids)
Cellular component (GO): nucleus
Source: RefSeq, a predicted model, not a curated record
CGCUCGCUCGCUCUCCCCAUCUCUCGCUCUGUCCCGUUCCCCCCUUCCCCCGCCUCUCUCCGCCCUGCCGCCGCCGGCCCUGGCAGAGCAGGCACCGCAGGGGGAUCUCAAUGUAACACCAUGACAGGCAUCGCCGCCGCCUCCUUCUUCUCCAACGCCUGCAGGUUCGGGGGCUGCGGGCUCCACUUCCCGACCCUGGCGGAGCUCAUCGAGCACAUCGAGGACAACCACAUCGAUACAGACCCACGUGUACUAGAGAAACAAGAACUUCAACAGCCAACAUAUGUUGCUCUAAGUUACAUUAAUAGGUUUAUGACUGACGCAGCUCGACGUGAGCAGGAGUCUUUGAAGAAAAAGAUUCAGCCAAAACUCUCUCUGACUUUGUCAAGCACAGUGUCCCGUGGGAAUGUAUCCACUCCACCUCGCCACAGCAGUGGAAGCCUUACUCCCCCAGUCACCCCUCCAAUCACUCCAUCCUCUUCAUUUCGCAGUAGCACACCUACAGGUAGUGAAUAUGAUGAGGAGGAAGUAGACUAUGAAGAAUCAGACAGUGAUGAGUCCUGGACUACAGAAAGUGCUAUCAGCUCUGAAGCUAUCCUUAGUUCAAUGUGCAUGAAUGGAGGGGAUGAGAAGCCUUUUGCCUGUCCUGUUCCUGGAUGUAAAAAAAGAUAUAAGAAUGUGAACGGUAUAAAGUACCAUGCCAAGAACGGCCACAGAACGCAAAUCCGUGUACGCAAACCAUUCAAAUGUCGCUGUGGAAAGAGUUACAAGACAGCUCAGGGCCUGCGGCACCACACAAUCAAUUUCCAUCCCCCCGUGUCUGCUGAGAUUAUCAGGAAGAUGCAGCAAUAACAUGCUGGUCACAAAUGUGCCAAGAAAUCCUCACCAGCAGUUGCUGAUUUUGAGAACAGCCACCUUUUUCAGGGGAAGCAUUCAGCAACCCUUUAAAGAAUUAAAUGCAUGCUUUAAAAUUUUCUGUAAUUUUGGAAUGAUGUAUCUUUGUAGAGUUAAUGAUUUUGUACAUUUGCACAUGUAAUCAUCAUACCCAUUUUCAUUACUUUGAGAUAAGGUGCUAAAAAAAAAAAAGCUAUAGGUUCUUCAGAACAUUUUUCUCCAAAACAAAAAAUUAGGGGGCGUUGCGUAUUUAGUUGUACUGAAGUGUUGAACAGGAGUAAGAGGAGGAGAGCUUGGCACUGACAUAAUUUCAAGAUUGUAAUGUCAUGAAGACUUUCAAUGCAUCUGUCAAUGUGUGUGCAAAACCAAAACAAUACCACCGUUGUCAAAUUAUAGUUAACAUGCCUUACAUAAUGGAGUUAUCAGUGGGGUAGCAAGUCUUUUAGGUAAUGGAAAUAUAAAUAAGAAAGAAUGUUUAACAUAAUAUGCUAAAAAUAUUUUCAUACUUAAAUAACAUACAUAAAAAGGUGUGCUUGCUGUAUUUUAUAUUAUCUUGCAAAUCUUUUUUUCCCUCUUGAAAUGCUGAAAAUCUUGCCAUUUGAACUAGUAAACAAUCACUUUAGCAUUAGAAAUAACUUUUUUUUUUUUUUUUUUUUUUUUUUUAAACAAGAUGUCAUAUUCUGUUCAUGCCCAUCAAACUUUUGAGGACCAAUAUCCCAGUCCAACUAAAUAUUUACCCCUGAAAUACCUGUUAGAAAGACACUUGGAAAUACUUAAGUGCAAAUUUUUGUGUGUGUGAGAAACAAUUAUCUUCAUCUCAGAUGAAGUCUAAAGCACUUUGUAGUUCUCUAUUGCCAACAGAUUUAAUGUUUUAUGUGUUGCCAAUUCUUGCAACUUACUGUACUAGCAUGUGCCUGUGGUUGCAAAUAAAAAUUAAAAAUUCUACACAUGGUUUAAGGAGGUCCAUUAUUUGUGCUGAGGGAAUUUCUAAUGCCUCUCCUUCAUCGUCAUUGUAUUUUUGAGAUUUUUUUUUGUACAUCUUUUGCUUCUCAUUGUAGGUCACUGCAUUCCAUGUGGAAGCGUGUCUGUUUAGCUUUAUUAAAAAAAUUUUGCUGAAAUAAAUAUGACAUAUGAGCCUUACUGAAAAUUAAGUGCUUCUUGCAGCAGGUGGUCAGAGACUGAUUUAAAACAAAAGCCAACAUGAAACAGCUUGUGUCUGGACCAUACCUGAACAUUUGUUGCUUGCCAUCCUGCCUUGAGCAUUCAUUUUUCACAAGUGCUAUUCUGGGAAUUUAGAUGCCAAUUAUGUAAUUAAUAAUUGUGCAACUUCCCCCCUGCCCCACAACCCUUCUUUUACAGUAAGGGUUAGGGAGGAAUUCAUAGUUUUAAAUACAGGCCUCUCAUUCCUUAUUUCCUGUAACUGCAGGUGCAAAAGAAGGCUCCUGCUUAUGAGAAAUAAGCUUUCCCCUUUAUUUUUUUUUUCUAAAGCUUUAGAAAGGAAAACUUUGUAAAUAUGACGAUUACCUAGUCUCUAGAGGAGUCAAAGAAGUCUCUAAAAUAUUUGGGUCCUCUUAAUAAUUUCUUGAAGUGUUUAUAACAUUACAAUUUAAAUAAAAUAAUACUACUUUUUCAAAUCUUAAAGGUUGACAGUGGUUCUGUUGUACAGUGCUGUCAGCUGAGUUUAAAGGAUGAUCCAGACAUGAGAAUUAGUGAUACACAGAAGGUCCCAGGCGACCAUUUCCUGCCUUCUACAGUUCUGGCAACAGCUCUGGUGAGCAAAUACAUUUUGGCUCUGCUCCUAGUGCAAGAAACUACAGGCUGGGUAAGUUAGUUCAACAGCUAAACAGUCGUAAAGUGUCAUUGUUGCAUGUAAAUUCCUUUCAACUAUAAAAAUGAAAUUCCAGUUUCUAUUUACCUAUUCAUUGUGACAGUAUUAUUAAACAGGUAAAGAUGGGACUAUUUUGUUAUACUGUGUAUAGUGAAUGUAUUGUACUGUGUCUGUGAAAAGUGUGCUUUAAAUUAUAUUUUCAUAUGUUUUGUUGGGGACAAAGUACUUUAAGUUUGAAAGCGACAGAGGUUUGUUUUAGAACUGAAGGCAACUUAAUGAAUUCCUGUCAAGAAAGCUGCUUAUAAAUGUAAAUCAAAUCACAUUUAAAAUAAACUGCCUCUGACCUAAAA